AUGUCGCACGGAGACCGCCGUGUAAAGUUUGCGCUUUUUGGCCUCGGCCGCCUGGGAGUUCUUCGAGCCCGCAUCCUCGCUUUCCAGCAGCCUCGCAUCGAACUCGUCGCCGUCUGCGACACAAAGCCUGGCACCGAUAAGUGGGCCGCAGAGAAUCUGCCCCCGUCUGUAAAGUACUACUCAGACCCUCAAGAAUGCCUGAAGAACAGCGGCGCUGAGGCCGUCCUCAUCUGCACCGCGACUGCUACACACGCGCCUUUGAUCCUGCAGGCCCUUGAUCUAGACUUGCAUGUCAUGUGCGAAAAGCCUGUCUCUGUGGACAUCGCUACUACCAAGGCAGUUGUCGAGAAGUCUGCUUCCAGACCUGACCUCAAGUUCCUCGUUCCCUUCACUCGCCGGUAUGACAAGUCCUACCGGCAGGCCAAGGCCCUGAUCGAUAAUGGAGAUUUGGGUGAAAUUCAUGCUGUGGAGACGACUGGUCUCGAUCAAGCAGAUCCUAAUGCCUUUUUUGUGUCCUUUUCUGAGCAAUCUGGCGGCAUCUUCCUUGAUUUUGGCAUCCACACCGUCGACGCCGGACGAUACCUAUUGGAUGUCAAAUCAAAUCUCCCCAACCCCAAGAAGCAAGUCAACAGAGUCAUUGCCUUUGGCCAGUUGGCUGUUUACGGGGAAUUAGCCAAGUAUGGUGAUGCCGACAAUGCAUGGGGCCUGGUAGAAUUUGCCAAUGGCAAAAUUUUUAAGACUUACCUGGGUCGCACGCUCACUAGCGGUUUCGAGGACACUACUCGGUUGUGUGGCACCAAGGGACAUUCGAUCAUCAGCGCGAACUCGAAUGUUGAGAUUCGCGAUCAUCUGGGAAUUCGCUCACAAUCCGUGCCUGAUGCGUUCACUCUCUUUGAUGCGACGUUUCUCACUGAUCUUGCCGAGUUUUCUGAUGCAGUGCUUGAUGACAAGCCCUUGACUUGUCAACCAGAGGAUGCCUUUGAGGCGGGCAAGAUCUGCGCUGCUCUGCAGUACUCAUUCCGCAAGGGUUUGCCCGUAUACUUCGACGACAAUGGUCUGCCUAUAAUGGAGUAA
Penicillium soppii is the source of this 1074-nucleotide messenger RNA. Its product is annotated as putative NAD binding Rossmann fold oxidoreductase. Gene Ontology annotation, biological process: NADPH regeneration. Gene Ontology annotation, cellular component: cytoplasm. Lineage: Eukaryota; Fungi; Ascomycota; Eurotiomycetes; Eurotiales; Aspergillaceae. Gene Ontology annotation, molecular function: oxidoreductase activity; nucleotide binding. The record is from RefSeq and is a predicted model, not a curated record. The coding region runs from base 1 to 1074 and encodes 357 amino acids. The transcript has 4 exons.